UUUUUUCUUGACAGCGCUCCUCCAUCAGUGUGCUGCUGCGCUUGAAGAAAGGGGGAAGCCGGUCUGAAGCUUCUCGACAGGCCGCCACAGGCAUCGUCACUCCUCCCCCACAUGGAGCUGUAGUAGUGCGAGCACACACACUUUCUUCUGGGGGAUUUAUUUUCAUUUAACUUUUCCAAUUUACCGACAAAAGUUCGUGCACCACCAGCGCGGGCGAUCACCAUGGAGACACAGAGGCGGCCCGCCAGGUGGAGGACGAAAAGGUGGCUGCAGGGGUCCACGUUCGCCGCCGUUGUUGUUUUAAUUCUACAAACCGCCGCUGUCAGAGCAGCCGAGCCAGUGGACGUGUUGAAGGCUUUGGACUUCAAGAGCUCGCCUGUAGGCGUGAAGAAGACACCCGGAUUCUGCACAAUGCGCCGUGGCUCCAAACCCGAUAUUGCGUACCGAGUAAGCAAGAACGCUCAGAUCAGCGGUCCGACCAAGCAGCUCUUCCCAGAUGGAGUUUUCCCAGAAGACUUCUCCAUCAUGUUCACUGUCAAGCCCAAAUCAGGCCUGCAGUCCUUCCUGCUGUCUGUAUACAACCAGCAGGGCAUUCAGCAGUUAGGCGUGGAAGUGGGCCGCUCGCCCAUCUUCCUGUUCGAGGACCAGCACGGAAAGCCGGCCCCCGAGGAGUACCCCCUGUUCCGCUCCAUUAACCUGGCUGAUGGCAAGUGGCAUCGUGUGGCCAUCAGCGUGGAGAAGAAGAGUGUCACCAUGAUUGUGGACUGUAAGAGAAAGGUGACAAAGACUCUGGCCAGGAGCGAGGAUGCGACCAUCAACACGGAAGGCAUCACCGUCUUUGGCACCAGGAUCCUUGAUGAGCAAGUCUUCGAGGGUGACAUCCAGCAGCUGCUGAUUGUGGCAGACCCCCGGGCCGCCUAUGACUACUGUGAACACUACAGCCCCGACUGUGAAACCCCCAACCACCAGGACACCCCCCAGGCCCAAGAACCUGAGGAAGAGUACACUAACUAUGAUUAUGGUGAGUUCUAUGACUACAGCGAAGGAGUACUCACCACCGAACCCGCCCCAACGGAAGGCGCCAAGACCGAGACCCUCGUAGACGGCGACUACUUCACCGACUAUGACUACAGCAUUGUGGAUGGAAGUCAGCCUGAAACUCCCACGGCGGGCCAGACAAAUGAAGAGGCAAACGUGGAUGAUUACAUCACCGGCAUGGAACAGGUCGGAGCGGACCCCACCCCCGGUGUCGAAACAGUGGACACCAAUGACAAUGUGGACGCUGGCACCGACACACACGUAUUCAGGGAAUACGACCUGAAUGAGGGAGAGGAGACCCAGGAGACGCCCUACGACUACGGCGACUACGGCGACUACGGCACUCCAACCGAAACCCACAAAUCUACAGGCGAGGAAGAGUUCGGUACUGGUGUUCCGGCGGAAACCGACUUCAGGACGAGCGGCGUGGGAGGAAGUCAAAGUUACCUGGGUGAGAAAGGAGAGAAAGGAGAACCUGCCAUCAUUGAGCCCGGUAUGCUUAUAGAAGGACCCCAAGGAUCCCCCGGCCAGGCAGGUGUCCCGGGUACCCCAGGACUGCCAGGUCCCCCAGGACCUCAUGGAGAUCCCGGUCCAAGGGGUCUUCCAGGACGACCUGGAAUUCCAGGUUCAGACGGUGUCCCAGGGCCUGCAGGUACCAUUCUGAUGCUUCCAUUCCGAGCAGGCGGCGAGGCACAUAAAGGACCCGUAGUGACGGCGCAAGAGGCUCAGGCUCAAGCCAUCCUUUCCCAGGCUAGACUGGCCAUGAGAGGUCCUCCAGGGCCAGCGGGAAUGGCGGGACGGUCCGGUCCUGUGGGCGGUCCCGGUGGUCCCGGUCUUAAAGGGGACGGCGGAGAUAACGGACCACAGGGCCCCAGAGGUCUUCAGGGUCCUACCGGUCCCCCAGGAAAGGCAGGAAAGAGAGGCCGUAAUGGAGCUGACGGUUCACGAGGAAUGCCAGGAGAGUCCGGAACCAAGGGUGACCGAGGUUUCGACGGCCUUCCCGGUCUCCCCGGAGAGAAGGGCCAUCGGGGGGAGCACGGUCCGACAGGGCCUCCAGGAUCUCCAGGAGAAGACGGGCCAAGAGGGGAAGACGGCCAGGUUGGACAGAGAGGUGUGGCUGGAGAGGGCGGUCCUCGAGGUUUGCUCGGCCCCAGAGGUUCGGCGGGUCCCGCAGGACAGCGCGGUAUUCCUGGACUUGACGGUCAAGCGGGUCCCAAAGGAAAUAUGGGUGUACAAGGAGAGCCAGGUCCUCCCGGACAGCAGGGUUUCUCUGGACCUCAUGGUCUCAUUGGGCCUCAAGGUCCGAUCGGGCCUCCUGGUGAAAAAGGACCUCAAGGUAAACAAGGUUUGGCCGGCCUUGGUGGUGCCGAUGGACCUCCUGGUCACCCAGGUAAAGAGGGUCCUCCAGGAGAAAAAGGAGCAGCUGGUUUCCCCGGACCAAUGGGAUCCAUCGGCUACCCCGGCCCUCGAGGCGUCAAAGGAGCAGAGGGAAUCCGAGGCCUAAAAGGUAGCAGAGGAGAAAAGGGAGAAGAUGGCUUCCCUGGCUUCAAAGGCGACAUGGGCCUGAAGGGCGACAAGGGUGAGGGGGGUGUAACUGGACCCCGAGGUGAGGAUGGCCCAGAGGGCCCCAAGGGCACAUCAGGACCCAAUGGUGAUUCCGGUCCCAACGGUCCAGCCGGAGAAAAGGGAAAGCUUGGAGUGCCCGGCUUGCCCGGAUACCCGGGAAGACUAGGUUCCAAAGGCUCCAAUGGCUUCCCCGGUUUUGCCGGCGCCAAUGGCGAGAAAGGCGCAAGGGGAGUUGCUGGCAAAUCCGGACCUCGAGGCCAACGCGGCCCAACGGGUCCACGUGGUGGGCGUGGUGCCAGAGGACCUACAGGAAAACCAGGAGCAAAGGGCACCUCAGGCAGUGAUGGACCCUCAGGACCACCCGGAGAGAGGGGUCCUCAAGGACCACAAGGACCUGUAGGCUUCCCCGGACCAAAGGGACCCAAUGGCCCCGCAGGAAAAGACGGGCUGCCAGGUCACCCAGGACAGAGAGGAGAGACGGGCUUCCAAGGAAAGACCGGACCACCAGGACCAGGAGGCGUAGUUGGACCUCAAGGUCCAACCGGAGAGACUGGACCUAGUGGAGAGCGAGGACACCCUGGUUCCCCAGGCCCACCUGGAGAGCAAGGUUUGCCAGGCGCUGCUGGAAAAGAGGGUGGAAAGGGAGAUCCAGGUCCUCAGGGGCCCAGCGGUAAGCCGGGUCCUGCAGGUCUUCGUGGCUUCCAGGGAACAAGGGGUCUUCCAGGAGCCAUGGGUCCAGGUGGCUUAAAGGGAGGAGAAGGGCCCCAGGGCGUCUCCGGCCCCAUCGGUUCCCCAGGUGAGCGAGGCGCGGCCGGCCCCGGAGGUCCCAUUGGACAGACGGGACGCAACGGCCCCCAAGGACCACCAGGAGCUGCUGGUGAAAAGGGAGCUCCUGGAGAAAAAGGUCCCAUGGGUCCCGCUGGCCGCGAUGGCAUCCAAGGUCCCGUCGGACUUCCCGGUUCGGGCGGACCUCAGGGCCCACCCGGAGAGGACGGUGACAAGGGAGAGGUUGGCGGACCUGGACAGAAGGGAGGCAAAGGAGACAAGGGCGAACUUGGUCCACCAGGCCCCAGUGGUCUUCAGGGUGUGAUCGGAGCUCCUGGUCCAGCUGGCAGCGAUGGCGAAGCCGGCCCCCGAGGACAACAGGGAAUGUUUGGCCAGAAAGGAGACGAAGGAUCCAGAGGCUUCCCGGGUCUUCCGGGACCCAUCGGACUACAGGGUUUGCCCGGCCCUCCAGGCGAGAAGGGAGAGAACGGAGACGUUGGAGCCAUGGGUCCUCCUGGACCACCAGGCCCCCGUGGCCCCCAGGGACCAGGUGGAGCCAGUGGAGCUCAAGGCCCCUCCGGUGGAAUUGGAGGACCAGGAGCUGUCGGUGAGAAGGGAGAAACUGGAGAGGCCGGCAACCCAGGACCACACGGAGAGCCAGGUUCAGUCGGCCUCCGAGGAGAGACCGGAGAGAAGGGAGAAGCUGGACCUCCCGGAGCUGCAGGACCCGCCGGGGCCCGCGGACCACCUGGAGAUGAUGGUCCCAAGGGUAACGCUGGCCCUGUUGGCUUCCCAGGAGAUCCUGGUCCCCCUGGUGAGCCCGGUGCCGCUGGCCUUGACGGUUUAGGAGGUGACAAGGGAGACGAUGGGGAGGCCGGUCAACAGGGUCCCCCAGGUCCUUCUGGCGAGGCCGGCGUACCAGGACCUCCUGGCAAACGGGGACCCAUUGGACCAGCAGGACAGGAAGGACGACAAGGAGAGAAGGGUUCCAAGGGAGAAGCUGGAGCCGAAGGACCUCCUGGAAAGACUGGUCCUGUGGGAGCCCAGGGGCCCACCGGAAAGGCUGGUGCCGAGGGUCUUCGAGGAAUCCCCGGCCCUGUUGGUGAGCAAGGACUUCCUGGUGCUUCUGGAAAAGAUGGACCUCCUGGACCUCUUGGACCACCUGGACUUCCUGGUAUGAAAGGCGCCUCUGGAUUCAAGGGAGAGAAGGGUCACCCCGGUCUCAUCGGUCUCAUCGGACCGCCUGGAGAUUUUGGAGAGAAGGGAGACAGAGGUCUGCCUGGACCGCAAGGGCUUGGUGGUGGCAAGGGUGAAGCUGGUAUUGUGGGUCCUCAAGGUCCUCUUGGUCCUCCUGGUCCUCCCGGUAUUCCUGGAGCUCAUGGACAAAAAGGCUCCAAGGGAUCAAACGGUGGAGCAGGUCAAAAAGGAGACCCUGGAAUGAUGGGACCACCUGGACCUCCUGGCCCAGCAGGCGACAUCAUCCAGUCGCUGCCAAUCCAGCACGUGUCAAGGAAGAACAAGCGGCAUGCCGAGGAGCAGGCGGACGAGGCGGCGGACGACUACAGCGUUGACGGCCUGGCUAUGGAAGACGUUUUCGGCUCCCUCAACAACCUCAAGCAGGACAUUGAGCGCAUGAAGUUCCCUCUGGGUACCGCCGACAACCCCGCUCGCACCUGCAACGACCUGCGACUCAGCCAGCCUGACUUCCCUGAUGGUGAAUACUGGAUCGAUCCCAACCAGGGUUGCAUCGGAGACGCCAUUAAAGUGUUCUGUAACUUUACGGCGGGCGGCGAGACGUGUAUCAACCCAGACAAGAAGUCCUCAGGGGUCAGAAUAUCCAAUUGGCCCAAGGAGACGCCUGGUUCCUGGUUCAGUGAAUUCAAACGUGGAAAGAUUCUCAACUACAUGGACGUGGCCGACAACAGUAUUAACGCAGUGCAGAUGACCUUCCUGAAGCUUCUGAGCUCAUCGGCGCGCCAGAACUUUUCCUACGUGUGCCACCAGUCGGCGGCGUGGUACGAUGCCAAGACCGACAGCUACGAUAAGGCUCUGCGCUUCCUGGGCUCCAACGACGAGGAGAUGUCAUACGACAACAGUCCCUUCAUCAAGCCGCUCCUCGACGGCUGCGCUUCCAAGCAGGGCUACUCCAAGACGGUUUUGGAGAUCAACACCCCUCGCAUCGACCAGCUGCCCAUCCUGGACGUCAUGCUCAACGACUUUGGCGACUCUAACCAGAGGUUCGGCUUUGAAGUCGGCCCCGUCUGCUUCCUCGGCUAGACCCCUACCCCCUCCUCCCACUCUGAAACCCCUCCCAACCCCUGCCUCCCACCUUAAGCCCCUUGCCCCCCUGCCGUCCCCCCCUCCCCCCACUGACGGACAGGGUCGGACGGCGCAAAGCAAAGAAGAUGAAAGAUGUGGCGAGUGUCGUCGUGGCAACCCUCCGUGGGGUCGCAAUCACAUGACUGAGAAGUUAGUCAGAGAAAAUAAAAAAGGACUUUUGAUGGCGUGGUGGGCGGACGCGCUCGACCACAGAUGUGCGUUUGCGCAAAACACUCAAGGUGCUACACAAAUUGCUUUUUGAUGAAACUGUAAUUAUUAUAAUAAUUAUUAUUAUUUUGUACAAUAUUGUGCCUUUCUGAAUCCACCACCAUUAAGAGACUUUGCAUGUGUCCCAGCUCGUAAAUGUUCCCUGUUAAAGUGUUAAGAAAUUAUCCAACCCGGACGUACAGCACGUUUGAACAAAUUUGUAAGUAUCAAAAAGUUUGUAAAUAAAAUUAUGACAGCAGGCAAAAGUGCAACACAAAAGACAUAGUAUUUUUUAUUGACUUAUUGGGAAGUUGAGCCAUAAUAAAAAGUAAUAUAAAUAUUUUCCAAAAGUUCUUAUUCUGUAUACCUCAAAUAAACGUGGGCCAUAGUUGUUUGUUCUAGAAUACAUUUUUUUGCAAGAAGAAAUGUUCUUUGGUGUUAAUUUACCACCCAAAAAGCCUUGUUGACUUAUUGUGUGCCUUUUAAAAAUAUUAAAACUGGAUUCUGAAACUGGA
Syngnathus acus (greater pipefish) is the source of this 6410-nucleotide messenger RNA. RefSeq names its product collagen alpha-1(XI) chain-like. The record is from RefSeq and is a predicted model, not a curated record. NCBI's taxonomy places the organism in Eukaryota, Metazoa, Chordata, Actinopteri, Syngnathiformes, Syngnathidae. Gene Ontology annotation, molecular function: extracellular matrix structural constituent. The transcript is spliced from 67 exons. The coding region runs from base 223 to 5646 and encodes 1807 amino acids.